AUGCUAGAUAACACAAAAUUAGGAGAAUCUAGAAAAUUGGGACUCACCGGUCGUCCCUUAGAUCGAGAAAUCGGUGUUCUCAGCACUAGUAAACUUUAUCAACUGGGACAAAAAUUUGUGAUUUUUACACCGCAGUUUAUGGAUCAAAAACGUUCAUAUUUAAUGUAUGACAUCCGAAUUCUGAUGAAUGAAUGGAGCUCUGAGCUUCAGUAUAUAUAUAGCAGUUGGAAUAAUACGUCAGUGUCUGGUCGACCAUUGAUAGUACUAAUUGUUGCGAAGAAUAUGCUUGAAGCAGAUAUGACACCAAAUGAUAGUUCCUUCACUGAUGUUCACAUGAAAGCGUCCGUUAUAGGAACGAUCAGAAAAAUUGCAACAGGUUAUAUAGGUGGUGCUCGAGUAGUCAUGAAGAAUGUAUCGGGUUUUUUCCGAACUGCAGCUGUUAGCAAAUUGGAAUUUUAUGGAAAUCCAGAAGAUUUGUUUUAUGAGCAGAACAAAGAAGCAAUUUAUCGGAAUCUACCAUCUUCGGACAAUUCAGGAUUAGCCGUUCCGUCACAAACGACUCGACAAUUAUCAAUGAGAAGCAAUGCUGAGCGCUACAGUAUUGUGUACAAUACCUCAAUGCGACAUCGCAGUAUCAUGAUUGACAGCGACGAUCAAGGCAAACUUUUCUAUCUUAUCAGGCUGUAUUUGCUCCAUAGUAAACAAGAAGAAAGCAAUCCGUCCAAAACAAAUGGCAUAUCUCAGUCAUCAUCUCUGAAACGUUUUUUAUCACCUGAAAAACAUAGUUCUGCAGAUAAUUUGAUUCGAACGUCAUCGACAGCAUCUCUCAGAAGUAUAUCCAGUGUCGAUUCAGAGAAAAAAUUAGACACAGCACAGAUGGACGAGAUGUCAACAGAAGAUUUGAUUGAUAUGUUAAGAGGCACAAAUGUUUUAGAUGAACAAGCAUCAAUUGUCCAUUAUUUAUGGAUGAAAAAGGGACCUGAUUUUGAUAUUGAAUUAAGUGACAUGAAAGGUGCAACUGUUCGAGCACUAAUGGAAGAAAUAUAUCUAAAGGCAUGUGAAAGUCGUAAUUGGGCUUUGAUUCGUCUCUCGUUUGGACUCUUGAAGCGUGUGUUGGAAGAAUUAUCCAAAUCAGUAACUCAUCUUUUAGUACGUCAAAAGCAGAUCACUGUUGGUAUGCCAUCAAAGAAUGAAGAAGCUAUUACAAUACCAAAAACUAAAGAAGAACUACAUGAAAUUUUUAAACGCGCUUACAGCGAUGAUGCAAUUGGUUAUGCUUUAUCUCAGAUAGUUCAAGAUCGCGCACUCUUUCAUCCACUGAACUGUUUUCUAAGUUUGUGUGGUUCCAUGUGGCGCAAGAAAAUAGCUCAAAUCACGGAUUUCGCUAACAUCGUGCAUUUAAUACUGCCGACGUUUGAUAGUAGACCGUGA
Molecule: messenger RNA, 1431 nt
Organism: Acanthocheilonema viteae
Lineage: Eukaryota; Metazoa; Nematoda; Chromadorea; Rhabditida; Onchocercidae
Source: the annotation of a GenBank genome assembly